GACGGCACCACCUACGCCAGCGGGUGCCAGCUGCGCGCCGCCAGCCUGACGGCCGAGAGCCGCGGCGAGAAGGCCAUCACCCAGGUCAGCAAGGGCACCUGCGAGCAAGGUCCUUCCAUAGUGACGCCCCCCAAGGACAUCUGGAACGUCACCGGUGCCCAGGUGUACCUGAGCUGUGAGGUCAUCGGAAUCCCGACCCCCGUCCUCAUCUGGAACAAGGUAAAAAGGGGUCACUAUGGAGUUCAAAGGACAGAACUCCUGCCUGGUGACCGGGACAACCUGGCCAUUCAGACCCGGGGUGGCCCAGAAAAGCAUGAAGUAACUGGCUGGGUGCUGGUAUCUCCUCUCAGUAAGGAAGACGCCGGAGAAUACGAGUGCCACGCGUCCAAUUCCCAAGGACAGGCUUCCGCGUCGGCAAAAAUCACAGUGGUGGAUUCCUUACAUGAAAUACCAGUGAAGAAGGGUGAAGGUGUGGAGCUAUAAACCUGUAGAGCUGAAAGUCCUGGAAAACUACAAUCCCCGUUCUUGCCUAAUAAAUUCCUUUUAAUCCAGUCCACUAACAUUUUAGUUAUAUUCACUGGUUUUACACAGAGAAAUACAAAAUAAAGGUAACACAUCAAGACUAUCUACAAAAAUUUAUUAUCUAUUUACAGAAAAAAAGCAUGCAUAUUAUUAAACAGAACAAAUAAAAAAUCCUUUCUAUCACAA
Messenger RNA from Tupaia belangeri chinensis (Chinese tree shrew), 708 nucleotides. RefSeq names its product insulin like growth factor binding protein 7 (gene IGFBP7). The record is from RefSeq and is a predicted model, not a curated record. Gene Ontology annotation, molecular function: insulin-like growth factor binding. Gene Ontology annotation, cellular component: extracellular region. NCBI's taxonomy places the organism in Eukaryota, Metazoa, Chordata, Mammalia, Scandentia, Tupaiidae. Gene Ontology annotation, biological process: regulation of cell growth; regulation of signal transduction.